Messenger RNA from Polypterus senegalus (gray bichir), 2463 nucleotides. RefSeq names its product extracellular calcium-sensing receptor-like. Gene Ontology annotation, cellular component: membrane. NCBI's taxonomy places the organism in Eukaryota, Metazoa, Chordata, Cladistia, Polypteriformes, Polypteridae. Gene Ontology annotation, molecular function: G protein-coupled receptor activity. The record is from RefSeq and is a predicted model, not a curated record. The transcript is spliced from 6 exons. The coding region runs from base 1 to 2463 and encodes 820 amino acids. Gene Ontology annotation, biological process: G protein-coupled receptor signaling pathway.
AUGAUAGGAGGCAUUUUUGAAGUAAGUACCAAAGCAGUUUUGCAGGAGUCCCUGAUCCAGUCCAAACCUGGACAGUGGAAGUGUGAAGGUUUUGAUAUUUCAUUAUUUCAGACAGUACAGGCUAUGGUGUUUGCUAUUGAAGAAAUAAAUAAAGAUGACAGACUUCUUCCAAAUAUAACAAUGGGUUACAGCCUUUAUGAUAAUUGUAUGAAACUGCCUGUCGCACUGAGUGCAGCAGCAGCCUUAAUAGGUGGUCUAGAUGAAAAUAUCUUGGAUUAUUACUGUGCUGGUCUGCCUCCAGUUCUGGCCAUCAUUGGUGAUCCUGCAUCAACACAUUCAAUAGCCAUAUCAAGAAUACUCAGCCUUUUUGGCAUUCCACUGAUUAGUUAUUAUGCUACAUGUCCUUGCUUAAGCAAUAAACAAGAAUACCCAUCAUUUUUUAGAACAAUCCCAAGUGAUGCUUUCCAAGUGAUGGCAAUUCGUGACAUUCUUAGACAUUAUGGAUGGACCUGGGUUGGUGUGGUAGCAAGUGACGAUGACUACGGGCAGUAUGCAGUGAAGACUUUUAGUGAAGAAAUAAAGAAUUUUGCUUGUAUUGCUUUUACGGAAAUUAUCCCUAAAAUUAAUGAAAAUCUAAAAGUUUCUAAAAUUGCAAAUACUAUACGAGAGUCAAGUGCAAAAGUCAUUGUGGUAUUUUCAUCUGGUUCUGAUUUAAUCAGCUUGGUUAAAGAAAUUAUUCACCAAAACAUAACUGGCAAGCAAUGGAUUGCAAGUGAAGCAUGGAGCACAUCUCAUGUAUUAAUCACCAUGGACAUCUUUAAAAUCUUUGGAGGUACACUGGGCAUCUCCAUUCAUAAAGGUGAAAUCUCAGGAUUUCAGGAGUUUCUGUACAAGGUGCAUCCUGAUUUUAAUCCCAACAACAAAUUAGUACAGCAGUUCUGGGAAACAAUAUUCAAAUGUAAGUUUAAGGACAGUGUUAAUAGUACAAAUUGGUCAGACACUAAGCUAUGCACAGGAACUGAGGAUAUAAAAGCAACAGCAACUGCCUACACAGAUGUCACAGAAUUAAGAGCUUCUUAUAAUAUUUAUAAAGCUGUGCAUGCCAUAGCACAUGCCCUGCACAAUUUAAUUUCUUGUGAUACAGAAAACAGCUCAUUUAUGAAUAAAACAUGUCGUAUCACAAAUGUACAACCCUGGCAGGUUCUUCAAUAUUUGAAGAAAGUCAAUUUCACCACUCAUAUGGGAGACAGAGUGGCUUUUGAUGAAAAUGGAGAUGCCCUUGCAAUUUAUGACAUAGUGAACUGGCAAGAAAGUAUUAAUGGAACAGUAAAAAUAAAAACUGUUGGUUUAUAUGAUAGAUCUCUUCCAAUUGGCCAAGAAAUAAAUCUUAAAGAAAAUGACAUUUUUUGGAAUUUUAAUAAUCAAAAGAGUCCUGAAUCAGUAUGCAGCAGAAGCUGUCCACCUGGAACGAGAAAAGCCACACGGAAAGGACAGCCUGUUUGCUGUUUUGACUGCAUACCAUGUGCUGCAGGAGAAAUCAGUUUUGAAAUUGAUUCUCUUGAAUGCAUCAAGUGCACAUCUGAAUUCUGGCCAAAUUCUGGAAGAAAUGAAUGUGUUCUUAAAGAAAUUGAGUUUCUGUCAUAUGAAGACUCGAUGGGAAUCACAUUAACAACAACAGCCUUGUCAGGAUCCUGCUUAUCGAUUGGCGUCUUGGCAGUUUUUAUUCAUUACAGGAACACUCCGGUUGUUAAGGCCAACAAUUCUGAACUGAGUUUCCUCUUGCUGGUGUCACUGAUUCUUUGUUUUCUUUGUGCACUGUGUUUCAUAGGCCAACCUUCACAUUUAACAUGCAUGAUAAGACAUGUAUUGUUUGGAAUAAGUUUUGUUCUUUCUGUUUCUUGCAUACUUGUAAAAACAAUUGUUGUGAUAAUGGCAUUUAAAAGUACACUUCCUGGUCAUAACAGAAUGAAAUGGUUUGGUACCUCACAGCAAAGAGGCACUGUUUUCUUCUUUACUUUUAUACAGUCUUUGAUUUGCAUCAUUUGGCUAAGUAUAGCACCCCCUAUUCCUGCUAAAAACACUAAAUACCAAAAUUCAAAGAUUAUAUUUGAAUGUGACGUUGGAUCAAUAACUGGCUUUGCCUGCUUGAUGGGCUACAUUGGUCUGCUGACAUGCAUUUCAUUUUUAUUGGCUUUUCUCGCACGGAAUCUGCCAGACACUUUCAAUGAAGCCAAGUUUAUCACAUUCAGUAUGCUUAUUUUUUGUGCGGUCUGGAUAACAUUUAUUCCUGCUUAUCUUAGCACCCCUGGGAAAUAUACAGUUGCUGUUGAAAUUUUUGCAAUUUUAGCUUCAAGUUUUGGCCUGUUAUUUUCAAUAUUUGCCCCAAAAUGCUAUGUUAUUUUAAUUAGGCCAGAGUUAAAUACAAAGAAAGCCCUAAUGGGCAGAGGGGAGUCUAAAAAAUAA